ACAUACCCUAUUUUGACAAUCAGCUGAAUUUGUGAUGUUUAAAGUUAAUCAGAAGCGAAAAAGUUUAUGAUAAAAGAGUUUAUAUUUUCAUCAACCGAUAAGUUAGAAAAUACGCCUCCAAUAUGCUGGUUCUUGUUCUCGGUGAUCUUCAUAUCCCACAUCGGUGUGCCAGUUUACCGGCGAAAUUCAAAAAGUUAUUGGUACCAGGACGUAUUCACCAUAUACUUUGCACAGGCAAUCUUUGCACAAAGGAAACCUACGAUUACCUGAAGACAUUGGCCAAUGACGUACACAUCGUUCGCGGAGAAUUUGAUGAAAAUUUGAGUUACCCCGAGCAGAAGGUAGUUACAGUUGGACAGUUUCGAAUUGGACUGUCACAUGGACAUCAGGUUGUGCCCCGUGGCGAUCCAGAAGCUCUAGCAUUGAUUCAGCGUCAAUUAGAUGUAGAUAUAUUAAUAUCGGGUCAUACAUAUAAAUUUGAAGCUUAUGAACAUGGAAAUAAAUUCUAUAUCAACCCCGGUUCUGCUACUGGUGCUUUUAACCCUCUAGACGUAAAUGUAAUACCAUCUUUUGUACUUAUGGAUAUUCAAAGUACAACUGUUGUGACAUAUGUAUACCAACUUAUUGGCGACGAAGUGAAAGUCGAGCGCAUUGAAUACAAAAAAAUCUAAUGUGGCUGAUAUUGGAUUGCCCUUUGCGAACACUCCCUCAGAUUUGUUAAAUACGGCCAAUAUUCACAUCAUUAUACUUCUUAUUUGUAAAUGUAUGUACACAUGUACAUUUAUAAAUUAUAUUAAUGUUAUGAAAAUAUAUAUUCCUAUAAAAAUGUA
This is a messenger RNA of Bactrocera latifrons, 830 nucleotides long. RefSeq names its product vacuolar protein sorting-associated protein 29 (gene Vps29). Gene Ontology annotation, cellular component: retromer complex; endosome. The transcript has a single exon. Gene Ontology annotation, biological process: retrograde transport, endosome to Golgi; intracellular protein transport. The record is from RefSeq and is a predicted model, not a curated record. Lineage: Eukaryota; Metazoa; Arthropoda; Insecta; Diptera; Tephritidae. Bases 123 to 671 code for a protein of 182 amino acids.